This is a messenger RNA of Caenorhabditis briggsae, 1032 nucleotides long. Gene Ontology annotation, biological process: signal transduction. The record is from RefSeq and is a predicted model, not a curated record. Gene Ontology annotation, molecular function: GTPase activator activity. NCBI's taxonomy places the organism in Eukaryota, Metazoa, Nematoda, Chromadorea, Rhabditida, Rhabditidae. Bases 1 to 1032 code for a protein of 343 amino acids. The transcript is spliced from 5 exons.
AUGACCGUGGUGGGUUACAGUAUGGUGCUGUGCGGCUCAUCUGACGAAUAUCGCUACCGGGGUCGAAUUGAAAAAGUAAGAUUUGGUGUUCCUAUAAACGAAGCGUUUGCUCAUGACAUCCCAGCGACACUUCUGAUGCUUCUUUUGAAGGUCAAUAAAGAAGGACCAGCUAAAAAAGACAUUUGGAGAGCACCGGGAAAUCAGGCUCAAGUCCGAAAACUAUCACAUGUGAUGCAGCAUGGAAGGCUGGUUAAUAUCGAGAACUUCACAGUCUACACAGCGGCUUCAGUCAUCAAAAAGUUCUUAGCAAAAUUGCCAGGUGGCAUUUUUGGAAGAGAUAAUGAAGAGACACUAUUCAACAGUGCUGCCACAGGAAUGGAUAUUGAGAAACAGAGGCAACUAUUCUAUAGGAUAUUUGGUUCAUUGCCAGUUGGUUCCCAACAUCUUCUUGUUCUCCUAUUCGGUACAUUCCGAGUGGUCGCCGAUUCGUCGGAUGGUCAUGGGACGGCAAUGAAUCCAAAUGCGAUAGCCAUUUCAGUAGCUCCUUCAUUGUUCCAUACAUGUAUACACGAUGGGCGACAGGCCCGAGUAGAAGAUCUGCAACGCUUCAAAUUUGCCUCCAAUGUCGUGUGCUCCAUAAUUUGCUCAUUCGGCGACACAAAACUCUUUCCACGAGAAUGCUAUGAAUACUACGCCAGAUAUACGGGUCGAACGUUGCGAAUCGACGAAAAUCGAAUGUUCACUUUCCAUAACCCUUCCAAUCGCCGUGCUCGAGGAGACGAAUUCUCGGCGUUGGCGGCAAAAUGUGCUGGUGCCUAUUCACUUGCUGCACUUCAUCUGACAGAAGAAGACUCCCCCGAACCAAUCCCAUCAUCGUCAAAGCCGCCACGUGGCAAUGGCGUUGGUCGUGCUGGAAGUCUGAAGCAACAUGCAUUGACACAGACAACGGAUCAUCCCAAAAGAAGUGUUUCGAUUGCAGCCAAAGAUCCGUAUCCGACUGAUUUGAGGACAUCAGUCAGUUGCGAUUUCUGA